AUGUCAUCUUCACUCUCGACCGUUGAUAGUCUGAAAAACACAGCUUCCUCUGCAUACGAGACUGUAGCCAAUAGCUUAUCUGCGACGUCGAAAAAUGGCGAGUAUGAUCCUGCCCAGGACAAAAAUAAUGUUGGCAAAGAUGCACAUGGCAAUAAGUUUAGAAAGGGCGAUUUUAAGGACCAAUUGAAUCAGGCUGCUUAUGGAGGACCACCAGAGAAGGAAGAGAGCUUUACGGAGAAAGCGCAGGUUGCUGAUGAUGAAAGCGUUGUCGUGGAUGCCAGGCAUAAGCACACUACAAAAGUCAACUCUGGAGCAGGAACCAGAGGAUAA
Sclerotinia sclerotiorum 1980 UF-70 is the source of this 330-nucleotide messenger RNA. RefSeq lists its product with no specific name. Bases 1 to 330 code for a protein of 109 amino acids. The transcript is spliced from 2 exons. Lineage: Eukaryota; Fungi; Ascomycota; Leotiomycetes; Helotiales; Sclerotiniaceae. The record is from RefSeq and is a predicted model, not a curated record.